Photinus pyralis (common eastern firefly) is the source of this 1489-nucleotide messenger RNA. Its product is annotated as phenoloxidase-activating factor 2-like. The transcript is spliced from 3 exons. The record is from RefSeq and is a predicted model, not a curated record. Gene Ontology annotation, biological process: proteolysis. Bases 137 to 1336 code for a protein of 399 amino acids. Gene Ontology annotation, molecular function: serine-type endopeptidase activity. NCBI's taxonomy places the organism in Eukaryota, Metazoa, Arthropoda, Insecta, Coleoptera, Lampyridae.
UAUACAUACCACAAUUCGUCCCUGACGUCCUCAUUGUUAAUUGCGUUUAUUCACAACACUUUUAAAGCUGCUCUUCAAGGUAAUCGAGUACCUAUUAAAAUAAAGCGGUGCCUAUUUUUCUAAUAUCUUUCCAGAAAUGUGGCUGGCUGCGUCACUGAUAUGCAUAUUGUCAUUUUGUUUGCCAGGAACUGUGGAGUCUCAGGAGGCCAGCGGGCAAAACUUGGAUGAUAUAUUGAAUAAGCUUUUCACAAAACCGCCGGGUUAUUCUGGUGGCACAGAGACUGGGGUUACUGAAAAAGGUCCAGCCUCUGUGCCCGGCACUGGUGAUUGUGAAUGCGUUCCGUAUUAUCUUUGCAUGAAUGGAACUAUUGUGGAAGACGGAUUAGGAAUCAUUGAUAUCAGAAUUGAUGAUGGACCGUGCGACUAUUUAUCACGGUGUUGCAUUGCUAAAGAUAAAAUCGAAAAGCCUCCACCGACAGAAACUUACACACGUCAAGGUUGCGGUAAGAGGAAUCCUGAUGGGGUAGGUUUUCGUAUCACUGGAGCAAAAGAUAAUGAAGCUCAAUUUGGAGAAUUUCCCUGGAUGGUUGCGCUACUUAAAGAAGAAACGAUUGAGGGAAACCCAAAGAAGCUGCUAAUUUAUCAGUGCGGAGCUUCCCUUAUUCACCCGCAGGUAGUUCUUACUGCUGCACAUUGCGUGCCUGAAAAGCAGAAACGUUAUAAAGUGCGCGCAGGGGAAUGGGACACUCAAACCAAACAUGAAAUUUAUCCUCAUCAAGAUAGGGAAGUCACUAAUAUUGUGAUACAUCCAGACUUCUAUGGAGGAGCGCUGUUUUAUGAUUUUGCGCUAUUAAUCUUGGAUUCGCCGUUCAAUAUAACCGAAAAUGUAGACGUGGUGUGCUUACCGGGCAAGAACGAGAGGUUAGACGAUUUACCAUGUUAUGCAAGUGGAUGGGGAAAGGACGUUUUCGGAAAGGAGGGAAAAUACCAAGUAAUUUUGAAAAAAAUUGACCUUCCAAUUGUGAACAGAGAAAUAUGUCAAGAGAGAUUUAGAAAAAAGACUCGGUUGGGUCCACAUUUUAAGCUACACGAAUCUCUCAUUUGUGCUGGUGGGCAACCGGGGAAAGAUACAUGUAAGGGAGAUGGCGGUAGUCCUCUAGUUUGCCCGAUCCAGGGUAAAAAGAAUAAAUACUUUCAAGCUGGAAUCGUUGCUUGGGGAAUUGGCUGUGGUGAAGAUUUAGUUCCAGGAGUAUAUGCACAUGUAGCAAAAGCAGUUGAUUGGAUUGAUAAAAUCAUGCUGUCUCAUAAUUUUGAUACCUCUUCUUAUAAAACGUAAAUGCACUUGCUUGUAGUAGAUUUCUGAUUACCUUCACAAUGUAAUACAUUUGCACUAUCAUUACUAUAAUUUUUUUGUUUUAGUCAAGAAUUGUUAUUAUUUUUAACAUUGCUUUACAGACAUCAUAAAUAAAUGUGCCAACGUUAUCUGACA